This is a messenger RNA of Electrophorus electricus (electric eel), 3296 nucleotides long. It is a transcript of the gene anpepla, whose product is annotated as alanyl (membrane) aminopeptidase-like a. Gene Ontology annotation, molecular function: zinc ion binding; peptide binding; metalloaminopeptidase activity. Gene Ontology annotation, biological process: proteolysis; peptide catabolic process. Gene Ontology annotation, cellular component: plasma membrane; cytoplasm. The record is from RefSeq and is a predicted model, not a curated record. NCBI's taxonomy places the organism in Eukaryota, Metazoa, Chordata, Actinopteri, Gymnotiformes, Gymnotidae.
CUUCAAGACACUAUACAAACCCUCUCAGACUUCACUUUAGCCUACAGAUAUGUGGAAAGGUUGUAUUAUUGCCACUGUGGCUGCUGUAACAGCAGCCAUAAUUAUUGCUUUCUUCAUUUUCUCCAAAGCGGCAGUACCACCAGAGAUGAAACCUUGGGAAAAAUACAGACUACCGGCAACUUUGUCACCCCAAUAUUACAAUGUGACUCUUUGGCCUCGGCUUGAAAUGGACACCAACGGGUUGUACAUUUUUACUGGGCACUCUGGGGUUGCCUUUGUGUGUAUGAACAAAACAAGAUGGAUCCUUAUUCACUCCAACAAGCUGAACUACAUACUGACACCAGAUGGACACCAUGCGAUGCUGACGGGCAUGGCUGGUACAAAGGCCCCAGCCAUUAAGAAAACCUGGCUUCAAGUGGAAACUCAGUACCUGGUGGUUGAGCUCAGUGAGAAGCUGCAGGUUGGAAAGACAUACUGGCUCUUCACCGAGUUCCAGGGGGAGCUGACUGAUAGCCUUGGAGGAUUCUACAGAAGUGAAUACUAUGAGGAUGGAGUGAAAAGGGUUGUUGCCACUACUCAGAUGCAGCCCACUGAUGCCAGGAAAGCCUUCCCAUGCUUUGAUGAGCCAGCAAUGAAGGCUGUCUUUCACAUGACGCUCAUUCACGUACCUGGGACAAAGGCACUUGCUAAUGCCAUGGAAAUUGGCACAAAAUUGAUCACUCUGAACAAUCAAACGGUUUUACAGACCAAGUUUGAACCCACUAAAAAGAUGUCGACAUAUUUGUUGGCCUUCAUUGUCAGUGACUUUGAUUUCAUAAGGGCACCCCAACGGGAAAAGGUUUUGAUCAGAAUCUGGGCUCGAAGAAAAGCCAUUAACUCCGGACAAGGAGACUAUAGCUUGAACAUCACUGGCCUCCUCCUUGAUUUCUUUCAGUACUACUACAACACCAGUUACCCACUACAUAAAUCAGACCAAGUUGCGUUGCCUGACUUCAGUGCUGGGGCCAUGGAAAACUGGGGUCUUGUUACUUAUAGAGAAACAACCCUUUUGUAUGAUCCUGAAGUUUCCUCCAACGAAGACAAAGAAGAUGUGGUGAUUGUAAUUUCCCAUGAACUUGCACACAUGUGGUUCGGGAACCUUGUGACCAUGAAAUGGUGGAAUGAUGUGUGGUUAAAUGAAGGCUUUGCUACCUAUGUCUCAUACCUUGGGGCCAGUGAGGCUGAACCCACCUGGAGCAUUAAAGACCUGAUGGUACUGGAUGUGAUUCAGCCAGCACUUCUUGUCGAUAGCCAGGGAUCCUCUCACCCACUGUCCUGCUUGGAAGAUGCGAUCAACACACCCAAAGAAAUUUCUGCGUUGUUUAAUUCUAUCACCUACAAGAAGGGGGCUGCUGUGUUAAGAAUGCUCUCAGAAGUCUUAUCUGAGCCUGUCUUUGUCAAAGGACUUAUUGCCUAUUUGAAUCAGUUUGCAUAUGGCAACACUGUCUACACAGACCUAUGGGGGCAAAUUCAGGCUGUGGUAGACCUAAAUCCAGAGUUAAAUCUUCCAGCCACUAUUAAUGAGAUCAUGAACCGCUGGACUCUCCAAAUGGGUUUCCCAGUGGUCACUAUUGACACUCAAACAGGAAGAAUCACCCAAAAGCUUUUCUUGUUGGACCCAGACACACAGUUGGGCAGACCAUCUUCUUAUGAGUAUGAAUGGUUUGUGCCUAUCAAAUGGAUGAAGAAUGGUACUAACAUGGGUCAGUACUGGCUGCUUAAUGAAACAGAUACCCAUUUGUCUAUGAAAACAAAUAACAAAUGGGUGUUGGCCAACCUGAAUAUCUCAGGGUUCUACAGGGUUAACUACGACUCCCAAAACUGGCAGCGUCUUCUCUCACAAUUAACUACAGACCAUACGGCCAUACCUAUAAUCAACAGGGCUCAAAUUAUUGAUGAUGCUUUCAGCCUCUCCAGGGCAAAAAUAAUCAGCACAACUGUGGCUCUGAGCACCACCAAGUAUCUCUCUAAGGAAACAGAGUAUGUGCCAUGGGAGUCGGCCGUUAGGAACUUGAAUCAUUUCUCAGAUAUGCUUGAACAGACUGAAGUCUAUGAUGCAAUGCAGAACUAUUUACGGCAAAAAGUUCAGCCCCUGUUCACUUACUUCAAGAAAAUCACAUCAGACUGGACACAGAUUCCUUCAAGGCACACUGACCAAUACAACCAGAUUAAUGCAAUUUCACUUGGAUGCAAAACUGGGGUGGAAGGAUGCAUGAAUCUUACCAGCAUGUGGUACAACAAGUGGAUGGAGAAUCCGAGCAAAAACCUAAUUCACCCCAAUUUGAAGGCGACGGUGUACUGCUACGCCAUCAGCAUUGGAGGUGACGCAGAAUGGGAAUUCGGUUGGAAGAUGUACAAGAAUGCCACCAUUGCAGCAGAAGCAAAAAAACUAAUGUCUGCUUUGUCAUGCACCAGAAAGCCCUUGCUCCUGCAGAGGUACCUGAAAUACACAUUAGAUCCAAACAUGAUUAGGAAGCAGGAUGUUGCCUUCAUCAUGGCACAUGCUGCCAGCAGUGUAGUUGGACGGACCCAAGCCUGGAACUUCAUCAGAGCCAACUGGCAUCACUUUGUCAAAGACUAUGAUGGGUUCUACUCAUUUGGAUAUAUUAUGUUGCUUGUAACCAGGAGGUUCUCCACAGAAACUGAGCUGAACCAGCUGCAACAGUUCCGAGAUGAAAUUGCCUCUGCUGGUUUGGAGUCUACAGUUUGGACAGUGGACCAGCAGAUUGAGAGAACGAAAGCUAACAUGAAAUGGGUGGCUGAAAACAAAGAACAAAUUAAAAAGUGGCUAACAGAAGAAUCAGCCUAGGUAGUUGUGGAGGGGAGCGCCCCAGCCGCUACCCACAACCCCUUUCAUCUGCCCGAGGGUGAACAACAGCAUUGUGGUAGGAGUCUCCCAGUGACACGCCCAACCCAUGAUGGUCAAAGGCUAUCCAGUCACUUUCCACCCUCUGCUACCUUGCUCUUUGGGAAUUCUCUCAGGUGCAGUUUAGCAGGGACUAUUAUUUGCAUAGAUUAUCUAAUAUGUCUUUCAAAAUGAGAGGGAGAGAGGAAACCUACCACACAGCCCACACACUGUACUUUUUCCAAAGUAAUGAUUAUAGCAUAGAGCCCAUGCAUUUACAUUUUUGCUGAAAUGAAUUAAUGCUAUAAAAUGAUAAGGUUUUAUAUUCCUAAAUGUAGAUUUUGCAAUUUAUAUUCAUUUUAAGGGCCAUUUAAGAAUAAUACAUACUGCUGUACUUUUCCUAUUAAAUACU